This is a messenger RNA of Diutina rugosa, 2454 nucleotides long. RefSeq lists its product as uncharacterized. The coding region runs from base 1 to 2454 and encodes 817 amino acids. NCBI's taxonomy places the organism in Eukaryota, Fungi, Ascomycota, Pichiomycetes, Serinales, Debaryomycetaceae. The transcript has a single exon. The record is from RefSeq and is a predicted model, not a curated record. Gene Ontology annotation, molecular function: protein binding.
AUGUCGCCCAAUAUAUUCAGCAGGUUUCUACAUAGGAAGGACAAAUCAAAGGCCGUUCCGGAACCUCAGCGGCCAUCUCUCCCGAAGCUGAACCUGAUAAGUUCGGCAUUGGGAUCCCAGAUCCGUCGACUGAUGUCUAUCAAGAGGAGUCCUAGCCGAAGGCGAAGCACACUGUUAAAGCGAUCUAACCUGCAGAGGUCUAAGUUGAUUCUAGAUCAAGACGAUCAGCUGUUAUAUGAAAAUCUGCUGGGUGAUGAGCUGGCAGCGUCGUCAAUCCAUCAAGGUGAACGUGCAUUCGAUUACCAUCAUGCUCACGAGACUGUGAAGUUCCCAUCUUUGGAUCACUCAACUAUGAACAACGUUAGUGGGGCCGACAGUCCAGUCGCAGGAAUUACGUACGAACACUUCAUGUUCCCCAAUUAUGUCAAAGUUCAUCGUCGCCAUAAACAUCUGCCUAGGAUUCCAGAUCUUUUUUUGGCCCAAGAGCUCAAUUCCGAGGUGGCCAAACCUUUUGAGCUGCCACUGGAGGCUCUGUCAUUCCGGCUGAUGAGUGGUAGCGAUGAGAUGGAGUUGGAACACCCAAAUGAGAACUUAGUGAUGGCAUUCAGUAAAGAUGGUCAAUAUCUCGCUGCAGCUGGUCGUGAUCAUGUUGUGCGAGUCUGGAAGGUGUUGCUGUCCCCGUUAGCUCGUUUGGAACACCGUAACAAUAGCGCUAGCUAUUUGAAUCUCCCCAGUCGUGAAAUGCCGAUGUACGUUUCGGCGCCUGUCUUCCACUCAACGCCAGUGGCUCAAUUCCGCGGGCACACAGAGCUGAUCAUUUCAUUGGACUGGUCAAAAAACAAUUUCUUACUUACUGGUUCCAUGGAUAAAACUACUAAAUUAUGGCAUGUCGAAAGAUCCAAGUGUUUGCAAACAUUCCAGCUUCAAGACUUCGUGACUGCGGUCAAGUUUCAUCCUACUGAUGACCGCUUCUUCGCUCUGGGUUCCAUCGAUAACAAAUUGAUGCUAUGGCUGAUUCUUGAAGGGACAGUGAGUUAUGAACGCUUCCUUGACGAUAACAUCAUGAUUACUACACUCAGCUUCACUCCAGACGGAGAGAAUAUCAUCAUCGGGGGGUUCAACGGGACUUUAGUCUUGACGGAAACGAAAGGUUUGCAUACAGUUGCCCAAGUUGAAAUUAAGGAGAAGCUGCUCGUUAAAAUGGGCAAUCGAAAUGGUAACAAAAUCACGGGUAUUGAGAUUUUUGCACCACCGAAUGGUGUGAGUACUGAAUCCGAUGACCCUGCAGUAAAGUGGAACUUUUUGAUUACCACGAAUGACUCAAAGGUUCGGCUUGUCACCAAUCGAAAAUUGAUCACAAGAUUCCGUGGUCUUCACAAUGAAAGCUCUAGCAUUGUCGCUCUGACAUCGGAUGAUAGCCAGUACAUCAUUUCUGGUUCUGAGGACCAUUAUGUGUAUAUUUGGCUCAACGACAAUACCAUUGUCAAUAACAAGAUACGUCAAACACUCAAAGAAUUGGUACUCGAAGGUAAACAUCUUCAUCAUCGCCAUCAGCGACAACACCGCUUCUAUGAUAAGCUUGUGCUGGAUAAUGGUCUUGUGAAGAAACUCGUGCAUGGUGAAACUGGUGACGGAAAGUCCGGUUCGACUCCCAAUUACAUGGCCAAUGAGAAUUCGCUGUAUUCCCUGUUUCAUCCACACCAUCUGCGUGUAAACUCAGCAAUAUUUGCACCAAGCAAAACAAAACAACUAUUGGAAUUGAGUGAUGAUAUCAUUUACGAUUUGUACAAGCGUGGAUCGAUGUGCAAUUUUGAUAGUCUCAACCUGUUACAGCCACGGGGUCGUGAGGGUCAGCGGUACAGACUGCUGACAAUCACCAACCAAGGCCUCAUCAUCGUCACUACUGACCAAACGGGGCUCAUCAAAGUAUAUCGACAAGACAUUGCCUACCAUUACCGCAAGAAAUUCAUCGAGUUGUACAAGCAAUGCCAGCAACGCGGCGCUAAUGGCCAGCUAUGUGAGGAUAUGGGGUUGCUCCUGCCUUCUCAGCUGACGCUCUUCGAUAAUAACAAAGAAUUCAGAAAAUCUUUGAGCCUUCGAUCGAAACUGCCAACCAAUGAACUUCAAAAGCGGUUGUCCAGCAGACUUCGAUCGCGGUCUAACGGACUGACGACAAUCCCCAUGUCGCCACUGUUUCAACAUGUUUCACAAUUGAAUAGCAGUCGUGGCCGCGGCAACAUAACCCCAUGUGAGCGCCCAUCUCUGGCAUUAGAAGAUCCCUUCCAAGGGGCGGCUUCGCCGCCAACUGACUAUUUCGCUCAGGCACCUUUGAUUGAGCAGAAGUUCCACACAGCACCCCAGACCAGCAUUCCAAUCAUUGUCGGUCCCCAAGGGCAAUACUCUGCACCCGGCCAAAUAUUGAAACCUGAGGGGGACAAGCAAAUCACAGCGUGA